AUGGACCGAACAACAAAAAUCAAGACCCGGUUCGCGCUCUUGAAAGAGAACGCCAAAGCCAAUGAAUUGGUCAAAUGUACAGAAGGAGGCGACAAUGUCAACGCAGACGGCCUUCCCACCAUGCAAAAGAUCUUCUACAGUUCUCUACCUGUAGAAAUCCCAGAUGAUUUCCUCUUACCCCUUCAAGACCCGGCCACCAUCAAAGUCAAUCAAAUAAACUGGUCCAAAACCACGCUCCCAGAAUACAAAGGCUGCUACGCCGUUAUCCUAGACAACGUCAUCAACGAAGCAGAAUGCAACCAACUCCUCCACAUGGCCGAGUGUUCAGCCGGCGGUCAUCUCGGUGACGAAAGCGUUCCAGAUCACGGAUGGCGUCCUGCGAUGGUGAACGCAGGUCGCAACUAUGAGUUCCUAGACAUGAGAUACCGGAAUUCCGAUCGCAUUAUCUGGGAUAACCAAGAUGUCAUGCAACGCAUCUGGAAACGGGUUCUUCAGGGCAAAGGAAUGAAAGAAUAUUUCAGUGUCCUGGAAGGGAAGAAAUAUAAAGAGGUCCUGGGUAUGAAAUCAGACAAAUGGGGCGAUCGGUGGUUGAUCUCGGCAAAUGGUCCUAAUGAGCGAUUGAGGUUUCUGAAAUACGGGCCAGGACAGUUUUUUAAACCCCACUGCGAUGGCAAGUACACCACACCCGACGGCAAAGAAACGUCUUUUUACACCAUGCAUCUCUAUCUCAACGACUCCGCGCAGGCCCUAGAUGGGCUCGUCGAUAUGAAUAUCGACGGCGGAGAAGAGGAAAUGCUUCAGGGCGGCGCGACGACGUUUCAUGGGACUAGAUAUCAGGAGGCCAGGCUUGAUGCGGAUCCGAAGAUUGGACGGGUUUUGAUCUUCCAGCAAAGGAGGUUACUGCAUUCAGGGGACGAGGUGGUCAAGGGGACGAAGUAUACGAUGAGGAGUGAUUUGAUGUAUUCGCUUGAUGAGAGCGACAGGGGGGAUGAGGAUGGGAUUGUUUUCGGGGAGUAG
This is a messenger RNA of Glarea lozoyensis ATCC 20868, 1017 nucleotides long. RefSeq lists its product as uncharacterized. The record is from RefSeq and is a predicted model, not a curated record. Gene Ontology annotation, biological process: peptidyl-proline hydroxylation to 4-hydroxy-L-proline. Bases 1 to 1017 code for a protein of 338 amino acids. NCBI's taxonomy places the organism in Eukaryota, Fungi, Ascomycota, Leotiomycetes, Helotiales, Helotiaceae. The transcript is spliced from 2 exons. Gene Ontology annotation, cellular component: endoplasmic reticulum. Gene Ontology annotation, molecular function: procollagen-proline 4-dioxygenase activity; iron ion binding; L-ascorbic acid binding.